This is a messenger RNA of Puma concolor (puma), 2928 nucleotides long. RefSeq names its product exocyst complex component 4 (gene EXOC4). Gene Ontology annotation, cellular component: exocyst; synapse; growth cone membrane. Gene Ontology annotation, biological process: chemical synaptic transmission; exocytosis; Golgi to plasma membrane transport. The record is from RefSeq and is a predicted model, not a curated record. Lineage: Eukaryota; Metazoa; Chordata; Mammalia; Carnivora; Felidae.
AUGGCGGCAGAAGCAGCUGGUGGGAAAUACAGAAGCACUGUCAGCAAAAGCAAAGACCCCUCGGGGCUGCUCAUCUCUGUGAUCAGGACUCUGUCUACCAGUGAUGAUGUUGAAGACCGAGAAAAUGAGAAGGGCCGCCUUGAAGAAGCCUAUGAGAAAUGUGACCGUGACCUGGAUGAGUUGAUUGUACAGCACUACACAGAGUUGACGACAGCCAUUCGCACGUACCAGAGCAUCACAGAGCGCAUUACCAACUCCCGAAAUAAAAUAAAGCAGGUGAAAGAGAAUCUGCUUUCUUGCAAGAUGCUGUUGCACUGUAAACGGGAUGAGCUCCGGAAAUUGUGGAUUGAAGGAAUUGAACACAAGCAUGUCCUGAACCUGCUGGAUGAAAUUGAGAAUAUCAAGCAAGUGCCUCAAAAGCUGGAACAGUGCAUGGCCAGCAAGCACUAUCUCAGUGCCACCGACAUGCUGGUGUCAGCAGUGGAGUCUUUGGAGGGCCCCCUGCUCCAGGUGGAAGGACUGAGCGACCUCAGGCUGGAGCUUCACAGCAAGAAGAUGAACCUCCACUUGGUUCUCAUAGAUGAACUGCACCGGCACCUGUACAUCAGAUCCACCAGCCGAGUUGUGCAGCGUAACAAGGAGAAAGGGAGAGUGAGCUCCCUUAUAAAAGAUGCUUCUCCCGUUCCUCUGAUUGAUGUUACCAACCUUCCUACUCCUCGAAAAUUCCUCGAUGCCUCUCAGUUUUCUACUCCUGGAAGCUCAAGUGUCAAGGAGAUAAACCUGCAGGACAUCAAGGAGGAUUUGGAGUUGGAUCCAGAGGAGAACAGCACCCUUUUUAUGGGCAUCCUCAUCAAGGGGCUGGCCAAACUGAAGAAGAUCCCAGAGACCGUUAAGGCAAUCAAAGAACGCUUGGAGCAGGAGCUACAGCAAAUUGUGAAGCGGUCUACGACCCAGGUCGCAGACAGUAGCUAUCAGAGAGGAGAGAACCUCACUGUGGAGAACCAGCCAAGGCUACUUCUAGAACUGCUGGAGUUGCUAUUUGACAAGUUCAACGCUGUAGCCACUGCGCACUCUGUGGUUCUGGGGUACCUGCAGGACACCGUUGUGACCCCGCUGGCCCAGCAGGAAGAUGUCAAAUUGUACGAUAUGGCGGACGUGUGGGUGAAGAUCCAAGAUGUUCUGCAGAUGCUGUUGACCGAGUACUUGGAUAUGAAAAAUACUCGUACGGCCUCUGAACCAUCAGCUCAACUAAGUUAUGCCAGCACUGGCCGAGAUUUUGCAGCCUUUUUUGCCAAGAAGAAACCUCAAAGGCCAAAAAAUUCUCUUUUUAAGUUCGAAUCCUCCUCCCAUGCCAUCAGUAUGAGUGCCUAUUUGCGAGAGCAGAGACGGGAGCUCUACAGUCGCAGUGGAGAACUUCAAGGGGGUCCUGAUGACAACCUAAUUGAAGGUGGAGGAACAAAAUUUGUCUGCAAACCUGGAGCCAGAAAUAUUACUGUCAUAUUCCAUCCAUUAUUAAGAUUUAUUCAAGAGAUCGAGCAUGCCCUGGGACUCGGCCCAGCCAAGCAGUGUCCUCUUCGAGACUUUCUCACUGUGUACAUCAAAAACAUCUUCCUGAACCAGGUCCUGGCAGAGAUCAACAAGGAGAUUGAAGGAGUCACUAAAACAUCUGACCCCUUGAAGAUCCUAGCUAAUGCGGACACCAUGAAGGUGAUGGGGGUACAACGGCCUCUCCUACAGAGCACAAUCAUCGUGGAGAAGACAGUGCAAGACCUCAUGAACCUGAUGCACGACCUGAGUGCGUACUCGGAUCAGUUCCUCAACAUGGUGUGCGUGAAGCUCCAGGAGUACAAGGACACCUGCGCUGCGGCCUGCAGGGGCAUUGUCCAGUCAGAAGAGAAACUUGUCAUCAGUGCAUCUUGGGCAAAGGACGAUGAUAUCAGCAGACUCUUGAAAUCUCUACCCAACUGGGUUAACAUGGCUCAACCCAAACAGCUGAGGCCAAAGAGAGAAGAGGAAGAAGAUUUCAUAAGGGCAGCCUUUGGUAAGGAGUCAGAAGUUCUUAUUGGGAACCUGGGUGACAAAUUAAUCCCUCCGCAAGACAUCCUCCGUGAUGUCAGUGACCUCAAAGCUUUGGCCAACAUGCAUGAAAGCCUGGAAUGGUUAGCAGGUCGAACAAAGUCAGCUUUCUCCAAUCUUUCUACAUCCCAGAUGCUGUCUCCUGCUCAAGAGAGCCACGUGAACAUGGAUCUUCCCCCAGUGUCGGAACAGAUCAUGCAGACUCUGAGCGAACUUGCCAGAUCUUUCCAGGAUAUGGCUGACCGCUGCUUGCUGGUCCUACACCUGGAAGUCAGGGUUCACUGUUUCCAUUACCUCAUCCCCCUUGCAAAGGAGGGGAACUAUGCCAUUGUCGCUAAUGUGGAAAGUAUGGAUUAUGACCCUCUGGUGGUCAAGCUCAACAAAGACAUCAGCGCCAUUGAAGAGGCCAUGAGUGCCAGCCUUCAGCAGCAUAAGUUCCAAUAUAUAUUUGAAGGCCUGGGUCACCUGAUCUCCUGCAUCCUCAUUAAUGGUGCCCAGUACUUCAGGCGCAUCAGCGAGUCUGGCAUCAAGAAGAUGUGUAGAAACAUUUUUGUCCUUCAGCAGAAUUUGACCAACAUCACCAUGUCGCGGGAGGCAGACCUGGAUUUUGCAAGGCAGUAUUACGAGAUGUUAUACAACACGGCCGACGAGCUCCUGAACCUGGUGGUGGACCAGGGCGUGAAGUACACAGAGCUGGAGUACAUCCAUGCCCUGACCUUGCUGCACCGCAGUCAGACUGGGGUGGGAGACCAGACCACUCAGAACAUGAGGCUGCAGCGGCUCAAGGAGAUCAUUUGUGAGCAGGCUGCCAUCAAGCAAGCCACCAAGGAUAAGAAAAUAACUACGGUUUAA